AUGACCGACAACCCGGCGGAUCCUCCGCUCAACGAUCAACCACCACCGAACGACCCGGCUGCAGCCGUCGAAGAUCUCCUCCUCAACAACAACGACAUUGAGAUGAUCGACGUCUCGCCUAAACAAGAAGCAGAAAUCCUAGGAGACGACGCCACCGAAACCAGCACCGAGGAGACACAGGAAUCCACGGGAAAUCCAUCAUCAGUGAGUCUGGUACAUGGGGAAGAAAACAGUUUUCGAACGGAUCGUAGCUCCGAAAUGAAUCCCGCAACCCCAGUCGCAAACGAAACCAACUCUGCUCUUGAGAAAAAUACCAGUCUUCCUGAGGAUCGCAGCUCCGAGUUGAAUUCUGUCACCCCCUUUUAA
Messenger RNA from Caenorhabditis remanei, 366 nucleotides. RefSeq lists its product as uncharacterized. The coding region runs from base 1 to 366 and encodes 121 amino acids. The transcript has a single exon. The record is from RefSeq and is a predicted model, not a curated record. NCBI's taxonomy places the organism in Eukaryota, Metazoa, Nematoda, Chromadorea, Rhabditida, Rhabditidae.